GCCGUGACGCAUGCGCGGAGGCCGCGUGGUGUGGCGGCCCCUGGCGGGUUCGCGGCAGCAGCGAAGUGCAGGACUCACCGGUGGGAUCUCAUGGCUGCCUCUCCUGCGCUCUGGGGCCCCUUGGCCCAUGUUAGCAGAGCACUCGGCAUGUGUGCUUUCAGCACCACCGGCAGCCUCAGUGCAAUCCAGAAGCUGACACGGGUACGUGUAGUGGACAACAGUGCCUUGGGCAACACCCCAUACCACCGGCCUCCUCGGUGCAUCCAUGUCUACAACAAGAACGGGGUGGGCAAGGUGGGUGACAGGAUCCUGCUGGCCAUCAAGGGGCAGAAGAAGAAGGCCCUCAUCGUGGGGCACCGCAUGCCUGGACCCCGGAUGAGCCCCAGGUUCGACUCCAACAACGUGGUCCUCAUCGAGGACAAUGGCAACCCUGUGGGGACUCGGAUUAAAGUGCCUGUGCCCACGAGCCUGCGCCAGAAGGAGGGCGAGUACUCCAAGGUGCUGGCCAUUGCUCAGAACUUCGUGUGAAUGGGCAGUUCCCAGCCUGCACUUGGCUGUGUGGAGAUAGUGCCCCUCCAGGGUGGGGGACGGUGUCCUCUGAGGGAAUAAAUAUUGUCCUGCAUGGUUGCUUCCUGUGUGUCUGAGUUGGGACCAGGAGGCUGACCAUACCUGGCUCCAAGGGAUGACAGCCAGCACCUGCUUUUCUUGUUGGGGCCUGACACGUGAGAUCACCCAGGCUUGGCAGGCUUCGGAAACUGGGUGCAAAUCGUUGUCUGUAAACGUCAGAGUCUGCCACUUUCUUACCCAAAGAGUUUCACUUUAUUCGCUCAUCUGUAGCAUCGUUCCUGACUUAAGAGAGCUCAAGGCAUGGUAUCGUGGUUAUAAAGAUCAGAGGAGCUCUGUGUAGUGAUGGAUGUCUGUAAUCUCAGCACUCAGGAGGCUGAGGCAGGAGGACUGCUGAGUUCGAGGCCAGCCUAGGCAAUUGAGCAAUUUAGUGGGACUGUGUCUCCAAACCAAAAGCAAUGACUUGGCCGUGUCCUGUGGGGUGCAGAAGCACCCAGACAGCACCCUGCGCCGUGGCCAGGCUGCGUGGCUUUAGAUGGGUCCUGCUUUGCGGGUGACAGUUUGUCCUCUGUUUAUUUGUUGGUCUCCUUGGGGAAGCAAGAUGCCAGGUGCUGUGUUGGUU
Molecule: messenger RNA, 1186 nt
Organism: Octodon degus (degu)
Lineage: Eukaryota; Metazoa; Chordata; Mammalia; Rodentia; Octodontidae
Gene: Mrpl14
Product: mitochondrial ribosomal protein L14
Exons: 3
Coding region: 91-528 (145 amino acids)
Biological process (GO): translation
Cellular component (GO): mitochondrion; ribosome
Molecular function (GO): structural constituent of ribosome
Source: RefSeq, a predicted model, not a curated record